This is a messenger RNA of Numida meleagris (helmeted guineafowl), 815 nucleotides long. RefSeq names its product leukocyte immunoglobulin-like receptor subfamily A member 2. The annotation marks the transcript as partial. The transcript has 5 exons. Lineage: Eukaryota; Metazoa; Chordata; Aves; Galliformes; Numididae. The record is from RefSeq and is a predicted model, not a curated record.
AAGAACUUCUCUAGUCACACCCUGUCCCCACUGCAGUCUCCCUGUCCCCAAGCUGAUCCUGCCUCAUGGCACCAAUGGCGCUGGCUCUCAUCCUGGGUUGGUGUCUGGUGGCAGCGAUCAGGGCACAGCACUUGCCUCGACCCUCCCUGUCGCUGCACCCCAGCCAGGGGGUGUCCCUGGGGGACACUGUCAGCCUGCGAUGCCACCUGCCCAGGCCGGCUGCCCGGGUCCUGCUCUACCAGAACAAACGUUUGAGAUUCAGCAAGGACAUGCACAAGGAGGAGGACACAGCUGAGUUCUCCUUGGUUAAAGUAAGGCAGGAAGAUGCAAUGAAGUAUCAGUGCCAGUACCGCGUGCUGGAGCCACCAGGGACAUCAGAGAAGAGUGACCCCAUGGAGCUGGUGGUGACAGAUCCCAGGUACCCACCACCUGGCAUUUCCCUGAGCCCUGAGGAACAUGUGGAGAUGGGGGCCAAUGUCACCAUCCAAUGCUGGAACCAAGGUUUGCAUGGCACCAUCUUCCUGCACAAGGAUGAGCACCAGCACCCCAUCCAGCACCAGGACCACAAUACUGGGGGCACAGCCACCUUCACACUCUUUAGAGUGACCACACCUGACUCCGGCACCUAUAGGUGCUCCUACCGCCCUGUGGGCUCCUACUUUCUGUCCUCGCCCCUUGGGGACAAUGUGACAUUGAAGGUGACAAAUGCAACUGCACCCCCAGGUGCUGAGAGGAUGUCCCGUGGGAACCUGGUGGUGGCAGUGGUGAGGGGCUGCGCUGCCGCCCUCGUCUUUGGCCUGGGCCUCUACUUCAUC